GCAGCGGGGCUUCCGGUCCUCCGAGCGACGGGGCGGAAGUGAGUGAGACGCAGUCUCUGUCGUCGAUGUUAGUCGCUGCCUUCGCUGCUAACGUUCUGUUAUGAAUUGCUAAAAAAAAAUCAUGGUGAAAUGUUGCUCGGCCAUUGGAUGUGCUUCUCGCUGUUUGCCAAACUCCAAGUUGAAAGGACUGACAUUUCAUGUAUUCCCCACAGAUGAAAAUACCAAAAGAAAAUGGGUAUUAGCAAUGAAAAGACUUGAUGUGAAUGCUGCAGGCAUUUGGGAGCCUAAAAAAGGAGAUGUAUUAUGUUCAAGGCACUUUAAGAAGACAGAUUUUGACAGAACUGCUCCAAAUAUUAAGCUAAAACCUGGAGUUAUACCUUCUAUAUUUGAUGUCCCAUCUCACGUAAAGGGGAAAAGAGAAAAUCUUCAUUGUAAAAAUUUCACCCUCAGAACCCUCCCAGUCACAAACCACAAUCAUCAACUAGUUGGUUCUUCCUCAUGUAUUGAAGAAUUUCAAUCCCACUUCAUUUUUGAACAUAGCUACAGUGUAAUGGACAGUCCAAAGAAACUUAAGCAUAAAUUAGAUCAUGUGAUCAGCGAGCUAGAGGAUACCAAGAGAAGUCUGCGGAACGUUUUAGACCGAGAAAAACGUUUCCAAAAGUCAUUGAGGAGAACAAUCAGGGAAUUAAAGGAUGAAUGUCUCAUCAGCCAAGAAACAGCAAACAGACUGGAAGCUUUCUGUUGGGAGUGUUGUCAAGAAAGCAUAGAACAAGAAUAUAGUACAUGAAAGAAUUUUACCUCCUAAACUCAACAUUGGUACAGCUCAUUUGCCAUCAUUAAAUUAUACCCAUCAUUUAGAAUACUUCUUAGGCUGCUCACAGCAUUGUGUAUUAUAGUUGUUGUCCAAACACUUUUUUGAAGACAUGAAGAAAUUUAUAAUAAUUA
This is a messenger RNA of Erinaceus europaeus (western European hedgehog), 945 nucleotides long. RefSeq names its product THAP domain containing 6 (gene THAP6). The record is from RefSeq and is a predicted model, not a curated record. The coding region runs from base 122 to 787 and encodes 221 amino acids. Lineage: Eukaryota; Metazoa; Chordata; Mammalia; Eulipotyphla; Erinaceidae. The transcript has 5 exons.